AUGGGCAACAAUUCUCUGACCCCACGGACAGAGCUUUAUCUCGAAGGUCCUGAUGCCACAGGACUCAAUACUGUCGACAUCUGGACAACGGGACCGGAUCUGGCUUCGGGUGGUGAUGAAAGGCUCUGGGUCAUAUAUAUUCACGGAGGGGCCUGGCGAGACCCUAAGGUGGACUCAAAGAGCUUUGCGCCAGCCGUUGAGGUGCUCUUCAACUCCUCUCUGAAAGACUCAAUUGCAGGAUUUGCAUCCAUCAAUUAUCGUCUCUCUCCAUACCCGUCCCAUACCAAGGAUCCCAGCUGUCCUGAUGACAGAUCCAGAAAUGUGCAUUACCCUGCUCAUCUCGUGGAUGUCUCACGCGCUCUUUUGUACCUGGACGACAAAUACAGGAUCAACAAUCGCUACAUUGUGGCGGGGCACAGUGCUGGUGCCUGUCUAGCCUUCGAACUCAACAACUGGUAUUUGCCAGGUGCCCAACUACCUCAACCGGCAUGUGUACUUGGAAUAUCUGGAAUCUACGAUCUGGAGGCUUUCAUCGAGGCUCACAGUGAGAUUCCGGCUUAUCGGACUUUGAUAGAGAAUGCCUUUCCCGAUAAAAGCGUAUGGGAAGAGGCUUCCCCAAACAAAAGUCACCUAUCCGAAAACGCAAAAUGGCAGAAUGCCAGGGCUAUCAUAGUCUCACACUCUGAUGAAGAUGAACUCGUUGAGAAAGCUCAAGCAUCUUAUAUGCUGGAGCGUGCACGGAUGGCCCCAAGUGCCAACGAGAAGAUACAUUUUCUACCAGCAACGGGCGCCCACGAUGAGAUUUGGGAGAGUGGCUAUAUCCUGGCCAGCCUCAUCACCAAGUCCAUUGAAAUCCUUCGGUCAUCUCCCAAAGACCCAAUCAGUACAUGCUGA
This is a messenger RNA of Hyaloscypha bicolor E, 894 nucleotides long. Its product is annotated as alpha/beta-hydrolase. Lineage: Eukaryota; Fungi; Ascomycota; Leotiomycetes; Helotiales; Hyaloscyphaceae. The transcript is spliced from 2 exons. Gene Ontology annotation, molecular function: arylformamidase activity. The record is from RefSeq and is a predicted model, not a curated record. Bases 1 to 894 code for a protein of 297 amino acids.